Messenger RNA from Jatropha curcas, 798 nucleotides. The record is from RefSeq and is a predicted model, not a curated record. NCBI's taxonomy places the organism in Eukaryota, Viridiplantae, Streptophyta, Magnoliopsida, Malpighiales, Euphorbiaceae.
ACCUCAAUGGGGCAAUUGACAAAACGUAAGCAAACAUGCCAGCCUUUCAAACAAUCUCUUGCAACCAACUAGCACAUGGUUUUGCUUCCCAUGUAUCCCUGCAAUGUGGGAACUCCAUGAAACAGAUGUUGUCUGGCCUUGUGAAUAUAUACCCAAGUCACUUGCUUUCCCUUCUAUCCACCGCAAGUCUAGCAUUCAGAAUCUGGAAUUUAAAGCAUUUUCUUUUACUUCUCUCAAAAUUUUCCAUUCCAUUUAUAGACUAACAAGAUGAUCGGUCCCAAGAAGCUCCUGAAAUUGACAAGGAAAUGGCAGAAGAUAGCUGCUAUUAGGCGAAAACAGAUAGCGUUGCCACAGACCAUUAGAAAUACAUAUACAAGUAGUUGUAGCACAUCGCCAAUGGCCGAAAAGGGCCAUUUUGUUGUGUACUCUGACGAUCAGAAACGCUUUUUGCUUCCUUUGGAAUAUCUUAACAAUGAAAUUAUUAGACAGCUAUUUGACAUGGCAGAAGAAGAGUUCGGAUUACCAACCACAGGGCAUAUCACAUUGCCAUGUGAUGCAGAGGUUAUGGAGUAUGCUAUUGCUUUGAUCAAACAGAAUGUCAAUACAGAUGUGCAGAGAGCAUUAUUGAUGUCCAUAGCUAGCAGUUUCUGUUCAUCAUUUUUCUAUCUCCAAAAUAAAGAAACAGUCCAUCAACUACCAAUUUGCAGCUUCUGAAUAGUUAAUUUGAUUUUUAUUGAUCUAUACACAAGUGUACAUUGAUAGUUAUUAAUUUUAUUAAGGAUACCAUAAAUUUUGGUC